Mytilinidion resinicola is the source of this 1104-nucleotide messenger RNA. RefSeq lists its product as uncharacterized. The record is from RefSeq and is a predicted model, not a curated record. Lineage: Eukaryota; Fungi; Ascomycota; Dothideomycetes; Mytilinidiales; Mytilinidiaceae. Bases 181 to 1080 code for a protein of 299 amino acids. The transcript has 2 exons.
UGAAAAUCGUUACCUGCUAGAGGGAAGACUCACCCCUACGCAGAGACUCUCACCAGCUUCUUGAUACACGAAGGUUCAUUAGAAGUACCCCCUGAUAACUAUAUUGCUACCUUUGUAGGCCCCUUUCCGAGACCAUCGUUUGCAUCGUGACAUCGACAUUAGCCAACCUGGAGGUUUGCGAUGGCUGAUCCUCUUAGCGUCACAGCAAGGGUUGUUGGAAUUACCGCUGCUACUCUUCAUGCGAUACACAUCCUCAUCCAAGACAUUGACAACAUCAAGGACGCACCCGAAGCAAUUAGUAACAUUACAGGUGAUCCCAGCACCGUCAAAGGGAUAUUAGACUCGCUGCAUGACGCGCUCAACGACGCCGAAGGCCUUUCAGCUCCUCUCAAAGCGCAAAUCGGAGGCAUCAACAUCGAAAAUGCGGUCCGCAGCUGUCAAAGAGCUUGCACGGACUUCCAAGCAUCCCUCAAACACUGGAUGAGACAUUCUACUGACGACAAAACGGACUGGAGGGACCGAUUGACUGUUGGACAUAUCCGUUUGGGGAAGAUCAAGGCGCUCACCCAGCAACUCGCAACUUGCAAGGCUACUAUUAGUAUGGGACUAGACACCGCAAAUUUCCUAAAUACCUGCCGCCAAAGCCGCGAUACAGAAGCCAUCAUAAAACUACUUCAAGGCCACGAAACGGAAGUGAACAGCCAAGGUGCCCUGGUAGUGAGACAGGCCGACGAGGAUAUAAAUGCCCUAGAAAGGCUGUCCAUAUCCGGAGACAAUAGUAGCGAGGACGCACAAGAGCGAGCGGAGCUGUUGGAAGAAGUCAAACAAGGCAGAGAGCUUCUUGAAAUAUAUAAGAAGACGUGGGCCGAUGCCACGUUUGAUGUCCACUAUGAGCGAACCGGCGUGAGACUGAAGAACAUCAAGGUUGGCAACAACGGUCGGGCAAUGGUGGGAUUCAUCAAUUCGGAUGGCGUGGAGAAGCGGGUUGAUAUGGAUAUUCAGGACGUUGUUGCUGAUCAUGGGGGCAGACUGAUUGCAGGUGUCGCGAACAACAUCAGCACGGACAAAUUCUGGGACUAGUGGAGUACUGUAGUUACCCCUUAC